Molecule: messenger RNA, 5394 nt
Organism: Caenorhabditis bovis
Lineage: Eukaryota; Metazoa; Nematoda; Chromadorea; Rhabditida; Rhabditidae
Source: the annotation of a GenBank genome assembly
AUGUCGCCUAGUGGCCACGAUGCGAAUUUCAAGUACUUUGGUUUACUAUUACUCACUCUACAACAAGCCAGUAUGCCGCUAAUGGCAAGAUACUCAAGAGCCCGAGAGGACUCCAAGGUGUUCCUGACGACUGUGAACGUGUUCACAAUGGAAAUAAUCAAGGUUGUUGUGUGCUCAUCGAUCAUCAUCUACUCAAACGGAUCAAUUUUCAAGUACAUCAACGAGCUCAAAACGAGCAUUGUUGACAAUAAAUCCGAGACGCUCAAGGUAUGCGUUCCAGCGCUCAUCUACACCCUACAAAACAAUUUGUAUUAUAUCGCGUUGUCGCAUUUGGAGGCCACCACGUUUUGUAUCACAUAUCAAAUGAAAAUCUUCACCACCGCCAUUUUCAUGUACAUGUUUCUCGGCAAGAAGCUCUCCAGCAAACAGUGGAUCGCGUUGUGCCUUCUCGUUCUCGGCGUCGCCGACAUUCAAAUCAUCUAUUCGCCGCCGCCAGCCAGCGAGAACAUCCACCAGAAUCCGAUGUUGGGUUUGAUAUCGGUGCUCACGAUGUGCUUCACCUCAGCGUUCGCAGGCGUUUACCUGGAAAAGGUGCUGAAGACGAGCUCGGCGUCGAUUUGGAUGCAGAACAUUCGACUCGCUCUCAUCGGUCUGCCAAUUUCCUUCUUCACCAUGUGGUAUUACGACUGGGAAAAGAUCAAUGAAGAGGGCGCUUUUCGCGGAUGGGAUAUUGUCGUCGUUUGUCUUACCGUCACCAAUUCGAUCGGCGGAAUUCUGAUAUCGGUCGUUAUCAAAUAUGCCGAUAAUAUUCUCAAGGCUUAUGCUCAGAGCAUGGCAAUCGUUGGCGCCGCCAUCGGAUCGUGGCUGCUUUUCGAUUUCACGCCCGGCUUUCUGUUCGUGUUCGGAACCGCGCUUGUCAUCGUUUCGAUCAUCGUUUACACAGCGUUCCCCUAUCGGCAAGAAGAUUCGCCGUUGGCUUCAUACAGCGUUGCCAUUCCUACGGAUAUGUCGUCGUCUUCGUCUACAACAACUACCGUCAAUAUUCCAACCGAGAUUUGGGAGAAGAUCACCUACGAGCUUGUCGAUCACCCAACCAGCCUUUGCCUGCUCUCGAAGACGUCGACGAAACUUCGCGACCUCAUCGGAUUCGUCGUUGGACAUUAUGAGGCUCAUUUGCACAUCACGUUUCCUCAAGAAUCAUGCUGCACCACGGAGAGCAUCUCCUCAAACAAAGUUGAGUUUGAGAUGAUCCUAAAUCGAAAGGCGAAAUUCCGAAUUGGAAAAGCUCAUUGCCAUUCGCAUUUCUCAUGCGACUCGAAAAAAUUGGAUUUGGCCCUUCAGGAUUUGAUGAGCGUCUUCAGCGAUGAGCUCAUUUCAAUGCGAUUCAACAAUUUUAAGAAAGACACGAAUGUCUUCACGAUUUUCAACCAAUUCGACCUUCCAAAGGUCGACAAUCUUUGUUUUGAUGGCGCGCUUUCCUGCACGAACGGCGUCUAUGAUUUGCUGCAAUCGUGCCGAAACCUCAAGCGUCUUGCCAUCAGCAAUCCAGCGUACGAUACGGAUUUCUCAAAAUUCUGGCCGCUUCUCAAAGGCUCGAAAAUCGAUAGCCUCGACAUGAUGGAUGUGGUCAACUUCAAUCAUUCGGUGAAAAAGGAGUUUGGUUUUCCCAAAUCGAUUACUCAACUAUUCUUCUGCCCGAAAAAAGAUGUGCCGUGUCAAAACGUCGAAAAUCUCGCGCUUCUUUUGCUUUCGGCGAGUCUCAAGCGCGUCUACAUUCAUUCGGAUCUGGUGGUGGACGCCAUCACCAAGCAUCUCUAUAAGGAUUUGAAGACGGUUCGCGAGUUCUGCUUCUCGUCGUCGAAUUUCGCGUUGAACACCGUCGUCGAUUUUAUGAAGAAGUGCCCGAAUGUGGGAAUGUUUAAUUGGUAUGGCCUUCAUUCAUGCGUUGCUCCGAUUGUGAUCGCGCGAUUCCUCACCGACAUCCCGCGGCCGAUCAUCUUCGGUGGAUGCGUCGCGUGCAAAACCGGGCAAACUGUCGGCGAAGGCGGCUUCAUGGAAGUCGGCCAGCGCGUCGGCGCCGUUCAGAUCACUCGCCUUCUUCAGCAGCCUGCCUUCAACGAAUCCUACGGAAAUUCGCUGUGCGACGCCGUGCUCUUCGAGAUGCCGUUCGCCACCGCCGCCGUCAUGGUUCGCAUUUAUAUGUCGCUUUCACUGGUGUCGAAACUAAAUGUAGGCGGUGUUGCUCACAGUUUCAAGCGUUGCCUAUCAACAAAAUGCUACACGCCGCUUCUCAGACAAUCCCCUAACCGCAAUAUUUCACGUGUCCGAUUCGUUCGAGAGAUUUCGUCUGCUAAUCCGCUGCCGAAAAUGUCUCACAAUGGCAAGAAUAUCGUUCUAAAUCGUUAUGACAUCAUCAAUAAGCCAGCGAAUGACGCGAGAGAGUAUCGUGGUCUGGAAUUGACGAAUGGUUUGCGCGUCUUGCUCGUUUCCGAUCCUACCACGGACAAGUCGGCAGCUGCGCUUGACGUCAACGUCGGUCAUCUAAUGGAUCCGUGGGAGCUUCCAGGUCUUGCUCAUUUCUGCGAGCACAUGCUCUUCUUGGGAACAGCAAAGUAUCCAUCGGAAAAUGAGUAUUCCAAGUUUCUCUCCGCUCACGCAGGAAGCUCCAACGCCUAUACCGCUUCGGACCACACCAAUUAUCAUUUUGACGUGAAGCCCGAACAAUUGCCGGGUGCUCUUGAUCGAUUUGUGCAAUUCUUCCUGGCUCCGCAAUUCACAGAAAGCGCCACCGAGCGCGAGGUGUGCGCUGUCGACUCCGAGCACUCCAACAAUCUCAACAACGACAGUUGGCGGACCAUGCAAGUCGAUCGAUCGCUUUCGAAGCCAGGCCAUGACAAUGGCAAAUUUGGAACUGGCAACAAGAAGACCCUUUGGGAAGACGCAAAACUGAAAGGCAUUGAGCCGAGAGAAGCGCUUUUGAAAUUCCAUCAGCAAUGGUACAGCUCGAAUAUAAUGACUCUUUGCGUUAUUGGAAAAGAGUCAUUGGAUGAACUUGAGGAAUAUCUGGGAACGUUGGAGUUUGACGCAAUUCAGAAUAAGAACUUGGAGCGGAAGGAAUGGUUGGAAUCGCCUUAUGGUCCCGAAGAGCUGGGAAGGCGGGUUGAGGUGGUCCCGAUCAAGGAUAAUCGUUACCUGAAUAUAGCGUUUCCGUUUCCGGAUAUGAGAGCAGGCUACAAAUCACAACCGGAGCAUUAUAUAUCUCAUCUUCUUGGCCAUGAGGGUCCCGGAUCGCUUCUAUCGGAAUUGAAGCGUCGAGGUUGGGUGAGCUCGCUGUCUUGUGGAUACCACACCAGCGCCAGAGGGUACGGAGUUUUUGAGAUCAGCGUUGACCUUAGUCCUGAGGGCCUUGAACACACCGAAGAGAUUAUUGAGCUUGCUUUCAACUACAUCGGAAUGCUGGAACGCGUUGGACCGCAGAAAUGGGUGCAGGACGAGCUUGCCGAGCUCGGCGCGAUGAAGUUCCGAUUCAAAGACAAGGAGAAUCCGAUCACGAUGGCGACGACGGUGGCUGCCGAUCUUCAGCACACACCAUUUGAGGAUAUUCUUUCGUACAAGUACCUCAUGACUGAGUAUGAUCCAGAUCGAAUCAUGGAAUCGCUGAAACGAUUGAGUCCGGAUAACAUGCAAUAUCGUGUGGUUGCCAAGAAGUUUGCCGGACAGGAGGGAAAUACGAAGGAGCCGGUUUACGGAACUGAGAUUCGCGUUGUCAAGAUUCCCAAUGGCACGAUCGAUCGAUUCCGAAAAGCGCGCGUGACGGCUCAUCCGGCAUUGCAUAUGCCGGAGAAGAACGAGUAUAUUCCGACGAAGUUCGAUUUGAAGCCGAGAGAAGCAAUCAAGAGCGAGGUUCCCCGAAUGAUCAGUGAGAACGGAUGGUGUCGAGUGUGGUUCAAGCAGGAUGAUGAGUUCAAGAUGCCGAAAACUGAGACGAAACUCGCUCUCACCACUCCAGUCGUUUCGCAGGAUCCACGAAAAGCCGUACUAUCGAGCCUUUGGUUGUGGUGCCUCAGUGAUACUCUUGCUGAGGAGACCUACAAUGCUGAUCUUGCCGGUUUGAAAUGCCAACUUGACGCCGGUCCAUUCGGUGUUCAGAUGAAAGUAAGACGACGUGAAGUGGAUGAGCGUGUUGCUUCAAUAACCCUGCAUGUUUCCGGGUAUGAUGAGAAGCAGGCGCUUUUUGUGAAGCAUCUCGUGAAUCGGAUGACAAACUUCCAAAUUGACUCAACGCGAUUCCAUGUGCUGUUUGAAUCCCUUCGACGAGCACUAUCGAACUUCUCGCAUUCUCAACCGUAUUCACUCACUCAACAUUUUGCGACGCUUUUGCUCUCGGACAAGGCUUGGAGCAAAGAGCAACUGUUGGAAGUGUGCGCAGAUGUGAAUCAGAGGGAUGUUGAAGAAUUCUCGAAGGAAAUGCUCAAGGCGUUCCAUGUCGAGCUUUUUGUUCACGGAAACUCAACAGAAAAGGAAGCGUUGGAAUUGGGAAGUGAUGUGACGAAUAUUUUGAAGAAUGCCACAAAGAAUAGCCGUCCGCUUUAUUGGAAUGAAUACACGCCGAGAAGGGAAUGCGCGUUGAAUAAUGGCGAUGAGCUUGUUUAUAGGCAUUACCAGAAUACGCAUGAAGUUUCCUGUGUGGAAGUUAUCUAUCAGAUUGGAGUGCAGAACACUUUUGACAAUGCCGUCGCCGGACUCUUUGAGUUCAUUGUUCGCGAGCCGGCGUUCAACACUUUGCGAACGAAUGAGGCACUUGGAUACAUUGUUUGGGCUGGAAAUCGCAUCACUUCUGGAACACUCUCAUUCACGCUUCUUGUUCAAGGUCCGAAGAGCGCUGAUCACGUGUUGGAACGAGUUGAAGCGUUUGUGCAAAAGACGAGGAACGACAUUCAAAACAUGCCCGAUGAGGAAUUCGCGCAGCAAGUCGCUGGAAUGAUUGCGCAAUUGAAGGAGAAGCCGAAGACGCUUAAAGCUCGAUUCCGGCGAUUCUGGCAGGAGAUUGAGAAUCGCCUCUACGAUUUUGAUCGAAGAAACGAGGAGAUUGCGAUACUCGAGAAGAUCAAAAAGGAGGAUGUUCUCGCGCUAUUCGACAAGAAAUUCGGCAAAGAUGCCGCCGAACGAAAACGAUUGGCCGUCAUUGUGCACGGCAAAAACGAGACGCCCGAAAAAGUUGCCGAGAUUAUCAAGAGUAGACCGGCUGAUAGCAAACAAAAGGAAAUUGAGCAUUCCGAGGAAUUGCGACAGACUUUGCCAUUCUAUGGCCGACCCAAGCCGAAAAUCAACCUCAAGCCGAUUGGUGUUGAUCCGUUGAAGAAGUCGGACAACGAGGUGAAGUCGAAUCUCUAA